GUUCGUCUGUUGACUCCGUUUGAUAUGGGCGGAAUUGUUUAAUUGUUGUGCUCUGCUCUACUAUUACUAUUGACAGGUUAAGAUGUCAAGCUAUAAACAUAAGUCUGGAGCUUUGAAAAGAAAGCUCCAGAAAGAAAAAUUAGAACAAUCUGCUAAAGGUCGCCAGGAUAUUAAGAAGUUUUUUAAGAGUAAUGAAAAAGAAGAGUUGCAAGAAUUUCAACCGGAUUUCAAUCCAGAACCUACAUCAGCCUCACAGACCCAACCUUCUUCAGCUUCAAUCCAAAAUGCUUCUACGUCUACUGUAUGUGAGGGAAGUAAUGACGAAUGUGCUAGUGCUGAUCCAAAUCUUAGUAAGGAUACUGUCGAUGACAAUAAAACUUUUAAUUUUGACGAUCCUAAUACGUGGCCUGCGGUGAUGAGUGAUAAAAUAGUAUUGUGCUACGGUGGUUUUCAAGCUUUUCAGGCCAGAUCAAAAUCAUUUCCAGCUGACCCCUCAGGAAAACAUUUCCAUGAAACAUUGUUGUACAUGAAAACAGACAACAGAACAUGUAAAGCAAUUCCACGUGAAUGGUUAAUGUGGAGUGAAACAAAAAACAGCAUUCAUUGUUUACCCUGUAGCAUUUUCCAUUCAAACCAAAACAAAAGUAAACUUGCAAAAGAAGGUUUUUUCUCUGAAAAACAACAAUACAAACGAUUAUACAGGUUAUUUUCGAUGCAUGAAAGAAGCUCUGAGCACAGAAAACACUACCUAGAAUGGAAAAGUCUUCAGAUAUCAUUGAAAGGACAUGGUGUCGACAGCAAUCUGCAACAGAUUAUUAACUGUGAAGCAACAAGAUGGAAAGCUAUUCUUCAACGAAUUUUGGACACAACAAUAUUCUUGAGUAGUAGAGGUUUAGCUUUCCAAGGGGAAAAUACCCAGAUCGGUGAUGUUCACAAUGGAAACUUUUUAGGAGUAUUGGAAUUAAUAGGAAAAUAUGACGAAGUAACUCGUGAACAUUUAGCCAAAGUAAAAGAAAACCAGUUGAAUAAAAAAAAUCAGGUAAUCAGAUUUGAAAGUGAUCUGAAGCACGAUGCUGUAUGGAUGAGCGAAUGA
Diabrotica virgifera virgifera (western corn rootworm) is the source of this 1093-nucleotide messenger RNA. RefSeq names its product zinc finger MYM-type protein 5-like. The record is from RefSeq and is a predicted model, not a curated record. The transcript has 3 exons. Bases 83 to 1093 code for a protein of 336 amino acids. Lineage: Eukaryota; Metazoa; Arthropoda; Insecta; Coleoptera; Chrysomelidae.